Messenger RNA from Acanthosepion pharaonis, 729 nucleotides. The record is from the annotation of a GenBank genome assembly. Lineage: Eukaryota; Metazoa; Mollusca; Cephalopoda; Sepiida; Sepiidae.
AUGUUCUAUUCACUCUCUUUUGAGAUCAUUCUAUCUAUCUAUCUAUCUAUCUAUCUAUCUAUCUAUCUAUCUAUCUAUCUAUCUAUCUAUCUGAAUCUUUUCAAAUCUAUCUAUCCAUCUCUCUAUCUAAUUCUAGUGUAUACAUGUAUUUAUAUAUCUAAUUCAAAUAUAUCCCUCUUAUUCAAAUAUAACUUAUUCACAUAUAUGCUUAUAUCUAAUUCAAACCUAUCUAUCUAUCUAUCUAUCUAUCUGAAUCUUUUCAAAUCUAUCUGUCCAUCUCUCUAUCUAAUUCUAGUGUAUACAUGUAUUUAUAUAUCUAAUUCAAAUAUAUCCAUCUUAUUCAAAUAUAACUUAUUCACAUAUAUGCUUAUAUCUAAUUCAAACCUAUCUAUCUAUCUAUCUAUCUAUCUAUCUAUCUAUCUAUCUAUCUAUCUGAAUCUUUUCAAAUCUAUCUAUCUGUCCAUCUCUCUAUCUAAUUCUAGUUUGUAUGUAUCGGCAUAUCUAAUUCAAAUCUAUCUUAUUCAAAUCUAUCUAUCUAUCUAUCUAUCUAUCUAUCUAUCUAUCUAUCUAUCUAUCUAUAUCGCCCUAUUUAAUGAUUCAUCGCCGUCAAGGUUGAUGCCGGGGGUAAAUGUUAUUGUUGCUGCGAACCGAGUAAGCAAGGUUGAUACACGAAUUAUCACGGCCUCUCGCUUAUUCUCAGGCAUUUAUUUUGCCAACAGGAUAUUGUGA